This is a messenger RNA of Rotaria socialis, 1248 nucleotides long. The record is from the annotation of a GenBank genome assembly. Lineage: Eukaryota; Metazoa; Rotifera; Eurotatoria; Philodinida; Philodinidae.
AUGCCAACUGAGUCAGCUACUAGUAUUAAAUCAUCCAAAAUUACUCCAUCACUAGAAGCAUCUUCAUCACAACCAUCCGAAAAAUCGACAUUUGAUAUCGACUAUUGGUCACGUUCAUUUCUUGCUCUUGUCUAUCCAGUUUCAUUUACUGUCAUCAUAUCUGCUUGUUUAGCCAUAUUUCUUUAUGAUCUUUAUACGCAAUCAAAUGUAUUUGAAGAUGCUGGUCUUAUAUUAUCAGCCAAAGGACCUAACGCAGCAUCAAUAUCAAAAAUAACAUGGGAAUCAUUUAAAAUUGCUCUAAUUAUUAUUAUUAUUAUUGCAAUUGCAACAUGUGUUCUAGUUAUUUUUGUUUAUUAUGGUUGUAUGAAAUUUUUAUAUGUUUAUUUAUUUAUUACAGUUAUUGGGGUUUUUUCGCUUUUAAAUAUUUCUAUUAUUUCCAUGAUUAUUGCACAGGCUAAUAUUGCAAUUGAUUGGUUAACCGUAAUAUUUUUUGUUUAUAAUAUAUUAACUAUUGCUAUUAUAUCUAUGUUUUGGCUGUCACCAAAUAUAAUUAAACAAAUAAUAACGAUUUAUCAAUGUAUUAUAAUGAUAUUAUAUGUACUUCAAAUAGCACCAGAAUGGAUUGCAUGGGCACUUUUACCAUUACUUGCCUUAUGGGAUAUGAUUGCUGUCUUACUUCCAUUUGGUCCACUUUAUUUAUUAAUUAGUUUGUUUCAAAAACGUAAACUUCAAGUACCAUCAACUAUGAUCUAUACAACCGGUUUAUGGUUUCAAAAUCAAAAUAGGAAUGAGAAUAAUUUAAUAAAAAACAAGCAAUUUCUAUUACCUAAACAAUGGUCAAGUGUUAAUUUUCUCUUACUAUCGAACAAUACUUGUAAUUAUUUAUAUAAACAAAAACAAAAUUCCAAUAGAAUCGUAAAUACAAAUGCUCGCUCAGAAAAACAAAUAUCUAAAAAACGUCCAACACGUAAAUCUAUGUUAGGCUUGGGAGAUUUUAUAUUUUAUUCGAUUCUUCUGGCCAAGACUGUUUUCACAUCUGAAUGUAAUUUAUUUGCCAUUAUUAUUGUUUACUUAUGUAUUAUAAUGGGUAUGCUUCUCACAACAAUUAUUUUAAUUAUAUCACAUCGACCACUACCUGCUUUACCUAUCUCUUUAUUAAUUGGUUUAGCAAUCUUUUUCUAUUACAAUCAUAUUGGAGAUCAAUUUGCGGAUGCUCUUCGUUUACCGACUGGACCAAUUAUCGUAUAA